UUUUUAGUUUAUUUAAAUCUGAGGCUUGAUUGCUUCAAAAUACGGAGUAAUUUUUUUUUUUUUUUUUUUUUUUUUUUCAAAUUAAAGCAAAACAUUUCAGUAGUCACCAGUCAGGCAUUUCAACAGGCUCUUGACUUCCAAUUUCUAUCCGCGCUAUCUUCCUCAAUUCCUCAUCAGCAGCAAUGUCUCUGGGAUCUGACCAUAAAGCCACCAUCAUAGAUGGCAAAGCAAUAGCGCAAACCAUUCGCUCUGAGAUUGCAUCAGAGAUACAAGUCAUGUCAGCAAAGUAUAGCAAGGUUCCAGGAUUGGCAGUAGUCAUUGUUGGGAAUAGGAAGGAUUCUCAAAGCUAUGUGAAUAUGAAGAGAAAGUCUUGUACCGAAGUUGGGAUAAAGUCCUUUGACAUUGACCUUCCUGAGGAUGUACAUGAAACUGAACUCAUUACCAAGGUUCAUGAGCUCAAUGCUGAUCCUGAUGUACAUGGUAUAUUGGUUCAACUACCACUACCAAAACAUAUAAAUGAAGAAAAUGUACUGAGUGAAAUUAGUCUGGAAAAGGACGUUGAUGGAUUUCAUCCUCUGAACAUUGGCAAGCUUGCAAUGAAAGGCAGAGAUCCUUUGUUCCUUCCCUGCACUCCAAAGGGCUGCCUCGAACUUCUAUUUCGAAGUGGUGUUACCAUAAAAGGGAAGAAGGCAGUUGUGGUGGGAAGAAGCAACAUUGUUGGAUUGCCAGUUUCUCUGCUACUUCUGAAGGAAGAUGCAACUGUUACUAUAGUCCACUCGCGCACUGAGGAGCCAGAGAAAAUCAUUCGUGAAGCUGACAUUGUAAUCGCAGCAGCAGGACAACCUAUGAUGAUUAAAGGAAGCUGGAUUAAACCCGGAGCCGCUGUCAUUGACGUAGGAACAAAUGCAGUAGAUGACCCAACUAAGAAGUCGGGUUAUAGGCUUGUGGGUGAUGUUGCUUUUCAAGAAGCAUCCAAAGUAGCUGGAUGGAUAACUCCUGUUCCCGGUGGCGUGGGCCCACUGACGGUGGCAAUGCUACUGAAGAAUACAUUAGUUGGAGCCAAGCGAGUUAUUGAGAAGUGAUGAUAGCUCGCGUUUUUCAAAACCGUUGGGAUUUAAAUAAUAAAUAAAAGAAGGGUUUGUUCCUGGUGAAAGUUUUCCGAAACACUGAAGUCAUGUCUAAACCCAAGGAUUCAAAAUGCCAGAAAGGAUCUCAGAACAAGUAAAUACCUUUUAAAUUUUCUACUAUAUUCAAAUUUUUUAUGAGACAGAGACAAGCAGAACAGGUGGAAAUGCCGCUCAAUAAAUUAAAUCGUCUACUGUCUAGUACGAGUUAUGAGAGAAAGAAUGAUUUCUUUGUAAUUUGUAAUUCACACUGUACUGUACCAAGUGGUCAGCCUUUUCUUGAAGCUCCUGAAAUAACCUUUACCCUGGCAGUCUGGCUGGACAAAGUAUUAAUGCUGUAAGCUAACAGAAUGUUGGGUGAGUACUGAGUAGUGUGUGUUUGGACUUGUCAGUGUUUUUCUUGUUCGUUCUUAUGGUUAGUUAAAUAACAUGAACGACCUUGUUUUAGAGUUCGAGUGCUAAACAAACAGGACUUGGUCAGUAGGAAAUCUAUUUGAUCAAAAUUCGGUGAAUAGUUUAUUAGAUGUCUGUUAAGGAUGUUCAAAAUUUCAAUAAGAAGUGGCUAAAGCUCAUCAUACAAG
Molecule: messenger RNA, 1705 nt
Organism: Cuscuta epithymum
Lineage: Eukaryota; Viridiplantae; Streptophyta; Magnoliopsida; Solanales; Convolvulaceae
Source: the annotation of a GenBank genome assembly